Messenger RNA from Linum tenue, 1017 nucleotides. NCBI's taxonomy places the organism in Eukaryota, Viridiplantae, Streptophyta, Magnoliopsida, Malpighiales, Linaceae. The record is from the annotation of a GenBank genome assembly.
AUGAAGAGCAACAACAACAACAACAACGGCAAUGGCAACACAAAGCUCAUCCUCCUCCAUCCAUACAUCCAAAAGCAAGGCACCUCGAAUCGGGUAUGGCUCCUCGCGGUCCUCACCUUCUUCACCGUCGCCUUCCUGCUCACCUUGAUCUACACUCGCGACGCCCUGGUCAGGUCCCCCAGAUCCUCAAUGAGAUCUGUGGUCCCCACGGCUUCUUCUUCUUCUUCUUGUGGUGGGGCAGCAGCAGCAGCAUCGGCCGGUGCUGCUGUCCCACCGCCUCUCCCCACGAGCGUGAUCAGCACGCUCGUGCACUACGCGUCCCGCUCCAACGAGAGCUUCCACAUGACCCACCCCGAGCUCAAGUCGAUCUCGGACGUCCUCCGCAAGUGCUCCCACCCUUGCAACUUCCUCGUGUUCGGGCUGACCCACGAGACCCUCCUCUGGAAGGCCCUCAACUACCACGGCCGGACCGUGGUGGUCGAGGAGAACCGCUACUACGCGGCCUACUUCGAGGAGCUCCACCCGGACAUCGACGUGUUCGAUGUCCAGUACACGACGCGGGCCGGCGAGAUGGACGAGCUCCUCGCCUCGGCGAGGGAGCUCGCCCGUCAGGAAUGCCGGCCCGUGCAGAACCUGUUGUUCUCGGAGUGCAGGCUCGCCAUCAACGACCUCCCCAACCACAUGUACGACGUGGAUUGGGACGUGAUCCUCGUCGACGGGCCCCGCGGUGAGGGAACCGAGGCGCCCGGGAGGAUGAUGUCGAUAUUCACGGCGGGAGUGCUGGCCAGGAGCAAGAAAGUCGGCGGGAAGACGCAUGUGUUCGUCCACGAUUACUACAGGGAUGUGGAGCAGAUUUGUGGGGAUGAAUUUCUGUGUGGGGAGAAUUUGGUGGAGGCGAUUAACGGGAUGUUGGCCCAUUUCGUGGUGGAGAGGAUGGAGAAGGAUAGCUUCCAGUUCUGCCGGGAACAAAAUGGGACGGCGGCGGCGGCGGCAGCGGCGGCGAGAUCAGGUUUGUAA